Molecule: messenger RNA, 1445 nt
Organism: Nasonia vitripennis (jewel wasp)
Lineage: Eukaryota; Metazoa; Arthropoda; Insecta; Hymenoptera; Pteromalidae
Product: lachesin
Exons: 5
Coding region: 118-1116 (332 amino acids)
Cellular component (GO): neuron projection
Source: RefSeq, a predicted model, not a curated record
UCAUUUCAAACUAUGUGUUACACACAGUGAAGUUCUUUGUGCCUCUGUAGCUUGCAAGACCAUACGAACUUUAAUACUGUGCUUAUAAUUCAGUACCAUUCCAUCAAGCGUACAAAAAUGACGCUUCUCCGCAGCUCGCUCGUUUUUAAAGCAGUAUUUGCUACAAUUUUUCUCCAAUCACUUUUAGUCUUAGAAGUACAUUCGUCGGAAGCAGUCGAAACAGCCUCCAUCGUUGAAAACGACCAAGUUAAACGUAUCGGUGAUGAGGUUGAAUUCAAUUGCAGAGUAAAUAAUCCAAAUGACAAAACUCUAUUCUGGAUGAGAAUCAACGGAAAUAAUCGAUCCGAACAAUUCGUGGUUGCGAUGGGCACGACUCCCACUUUAAAAGACAGAUUUUCAGUAGACCAUUACAGAGACACGGCCACCUAUAGCCUGCGCAUCCGACGUCUGGAAGCGAACGACACUGGCUUCUACCAAUGCCGAAUCGCCGUGGACGCCAAUAACAAAGUAUCUGCGGAAGUGAAGCUCGAUAUAGAACGUCCUCCGGAAAUAACCGCCAAGUCUUCGAGCUCUGUGACUGUAGUCGAAGGCGACUCCGCGGAGUUAAAAUGCGAAGCCGAUGGCUUUCCAUCUCCCAGCAUCACUUGGAAACGAGAAAACGACGAGAUCCUACCGUUCGGAAAUACUUGGACCAGUGGCAACGUACUGAGAAUACAAAGCGUCGAUAAAUCCGACCGAGGCAACUACUACUGCAUCGCGAACAACACGAUAGAGCCAUCGGAUUGGGCCACCAUCAAACUGAAUGUGGAAUUCGCUCCGGUUGUGGACACCCCAAGGCCGAGGAUCGGUCAAGCUAGAGGUCACGAUGCGAAGCUUCAGUGCCACAUAGUGGCGAAUCCGACGCCAAUCGUUACCUGGUUGAAGAAUGGCAAAGUCAUCGCUACGGAGACGCCACAUGCCACUGGAGAUGAGUUCAUUCACAUGCAUCGAGUUAGCGUUAUCGAUUCGAAGGACUAUGGAACCUACACCUGCAGGGUGAAGAACAAGUAUGGAAAGGCGGAAGCUGUCAUCGAACUUUUCAAAACAGAAUUCGCGUGGAUCAACGACAGAGAUUGAUGGCUGCUGUUUUGGAGGACAUGGAAUCUCAAAGGAAGAAUAUUUGACAAGACGUUUUUUAUUCCAUAUUUUUUUAAAAAGUACUACUCCAAUGUUAUACAAAAUGAAUUAACCUUACACGCUAAAUAAAAAAAUUCUCGAUACGAAACUUAACGAUUAUGAUGUAUGUACAGCGUAUAAUCCACGAGUAACAUUAUAAAUAUUUAAAUAUGUUUCACAAGAUAGUUAUUGUGGUACCCCUCGCUCUUAUCGGCGAUGCAUUCGCCAUUUAUGCAGUGCUGAAAGUGCAUUUUCAAUGAGUAUUCAAUAAAAAGAUAACUUUGUUCAGA